This is a messenger RNA of Emiliania huxleyi CCMP1516, 516 nucleotides long. RefSeq lists its product as hypothetical. The transcript is spliced from 2 exons. Bases 1 to 516 code for a protein of 171 amino acids. NCBI's taxonomy places the organism in Eukaryota, Haptophyta, Isochrysidales, Noelaerhabdaceae. The record is from RefSeq and is a predicted model, not a curated record.
AUGCUAGGUGCCGACAGGGCCAUCGGCAGGCGUGUGAGCAGGAGCGUGACCAACGGCGAGCACGUCCGCCUCGAGGCGAUCGACACCUUCAUCUCCGAGAUCUCAUCGCUCAGCGCAUCGCACCUCGUCCAGUUCCAACGGCUCUACACGACGCAACGCGGCCCGUGCGCCCUGUGCGGCCAGCUACUGGCGGGCCGUGCCUACGACGCCUCUUGCAGCUCGCGCGUCAUCCGCGACAACAUGCGCUCGACUACCGUGCGCUGCUACUGCAUGCAACAGGAGCUACCGUGGGAGCACGUCUCACUCUUGACCAUUGAUGCGGAGGGUCACGACUACAGUGUGCUGUCUCAGUACCCGUUUGCCUCCAGUCCGGUCCAGCGGGUCGUCUUCGAGGCGACGCACAUGCGCAACGUCGACUUCGAUCGCGCUGCCGCGCUGCUCGAUUCGCAUGGCUUCGUCUUUCUGAAGGGCGGCUACAAGGCCGGUGACAACGUCUGGCACCACCCCGGACGUUGA